UCCUUGCCGAUAUGACUUAUUACCGUUGCAUUUAUCACUGUUGUGGAAUUUUGGUGUAUUUUAGAUUGUAUAGGAGUGUUAUUAAGUCCGAACUUAGGUCAGCAGCGGUAACCUGUUGAACUUUAUGGCAUAUCUUGAAACGCCAAAGGCCUGCAUCAAAACAACAUUUCAGUUUGAGGAAUACAUGCGUUCUACAAAUAAACUGCCCAGUUCUUCAUUUACAUUCGUAAUUAUAUCUUACAGAACGCAUUUUCUUAUGUGAAAACAAAGUGGGCAUCUAAGGUGUUCCGUAAUUUUCUCGUUACGUAGUAGCCUAUGCCUUAAAAUGAUGCCAUUUUGUCAGUACCGCAUAAAACUCUGCCUUGUCGUCUACUGACAUUCACACACUGUGUGUAUGGAAUGUAAUGCUUUCGUAGCUGCAGUUGCGGUUAUGAUCAGACGUUAAGCAGUGUGCUUGCAAGGAAAAAGUGCCACGUUACAAAACGCUUUAGAGCACUUACUAUACUUCCAGUAAUUGUUUGUGUAAACAAUGGUUGCAAUAUAGGGUGAAAUUUGCACUAGAGUGCAUGUCUUAACGAAUGAACGAUAAUUACUUUACGUUGCGUCGUAUGUAGACCUGUUCAAGACGUCAUAAGUAAUCCAUCGAUAGAUAAAGUGAUGAUGCUUCACGACAGGAAACUACACAGAAGUAGGUCGUCAGAAGCACAGCUAGUGUAAUAGGUGCCAACACUUUUUUUAAAUACCAGCUGGUAACCGGUAUUUCCAUAUCGUACGUCCUUGUCUUUUGUGGCCAAUUUCAGCCGUUCCUGGGGUUAGUUUAUGCGAAGUUCUUGCAAUGUCUUAUACAUGCAGUGGAUAGCCUUGUACAUACGUCCUAAUGCUGCCGACAAGACUCAAAUUUUGCCCAGCGUUUCCAGUUUAGUUGACUAUAUUAGUUCGUUUAGUAUAAUUUUCUGUUGUAUUUUUCUUUCUCCUCACUACCUCAUUCUUGAGGUUGUACUUGUAACUGAUUAAUAAAAUUCUUUUCCGGGCUAUUAUGCCGUGGUCUGAUGGAUUUCGCAUUGUAAACCAACGUUUCGUCCCCAUCUGCGGAGCACGCGAAAACAAAAAUUUGCUGCAGUCAGUAGUGAGACAGUGUGUGUUUCGGAGGUUAACAGAAGCCACGAACCCCCUUGAAGAUGUCCUCCGCAGAUGGGGACGAAACGUUGGUUUACAAUGCGAAAUCCAUCAGACCCCGGCAUAAUAGCCCGGAAAAGAAUUUUAUUAAUCAUGACAAUUCCGGCCGUGAAAGUUUACAUUUUACAAUUGUACUUGUAACUGUGUUUUUAUUACGUAAAUUUGAUCAGAGUAUUUCCAGUGUGGGACCUAUUUGUUAAUGGCUGUGUUGUUUAUACAUAAUAUUUUAAUUUCAUCCAUUGGAGGUCAGAAUUAAACAGUGGGUAGUCUCCAAAAGUGUAAUGGGUACAUUUUUUACGAUAAUGAAACAAUAGAGUUGAUGCUGCAUGUGUCAUAGGUAGUUGUUUUAUAGAAAGUUUCGUUUUGUGCGUAUAAGGCAUCAGUUUUUCUAGCAAGAUUGUUGGUUCAUUGAAAAAUUAGUUUUCUUUAUGUGGUACUUAACAGGUAGUCAUUCCUACUGCUAGUAAAAAACGGGGCUGUGUUGAGUCAGCAAGCGUACCUACUUAUUGUAGGACUGUUGUUUGCCUGUCCUAAGGUACUAGCCUGUUCAUUGAUGAUUUAACUGGGAGGAGACUGAUGCAAAUGUUGUUGACAGUGCACUGCAAUUUUAGUCUGUGUGAUUUAUUUUCCAUGUUCAUCUUACAGCAAAAUGAUUAAAAAAUUAGUUUUUCUCAUAUUGUUUCUGGUUCUCUUUAUUCUGAAUCCUUUGUUUUUUGUUUAUAUUUAUAUUUUACUGUACAAAUAGCAACAGCAUGAGUAAACAUUGUGGUGAGUGUGGGGUAGUGGACAAUACUGCCACCAUCCCACUUGCGAAACUUACGGCGGCGGUGAUACUGAUGUGUAGCAUAGCCUGGUGAAGCAGUAUAGCCUUAAGUCUGUGUGUUUGGAUGAGGGAGAUUAUUUGGCUGAGAGUUAACAAAUGUCAGUGUGAAAUUAAUGAAGUAACUGAAAGUGUUCUGGGCCGCACAUUCGUGGGUGCGGCAUGUGAAUUUAUCUUCUCUCUCCUGUGCCAGAACAGAGCCGGUACACCAUGAACAAAAAGUUGUUCGCAGCCAUGAUGCGGCGGCGGGUGUCGUGCCCGCAGGUGACGCAGCAGCUGUGGGAUGCCAUCGCCACGAUCCGCGCCCAGCGCCAGGUGCCCAACAUGGACCGCAUUUCGCGGUACAUGUCGCGCGUCCACCAGAUCAACGAAGAUGAGGUGCGCAGGCAGCUGAAUCACUGCGUGCGCGACAACCUGAUCCGCAUGAUCAAGCGCAUCGGCUGCAAGGGGUCCAAGAUUGGGAUUGAGCAGGAGGGCUAUGCUCUUCCAAAGGAAGGGGUGAAGGACGACGGGCACGACUGGUACUGCUUCUCGUGCCACCGCGGCGGCGACGUCAUCUGCUGCACGUCGUGCCACCGCGUCUACCACCUGGCGUGCCUGGCUCGCGGCGAGCUGCCGGACGAGGACGUCAAGAACACCUUCGUCUGCUCCGUCUGCAAGGACAUGGGGGUGGAGCGAGAUGACAAGAACCGCAUGAAGCGGAGCCAGCUUAACCACCUCCUGAGCUUCACCUGCAGCCGACUGCGUGAGCGGCUCCCGGCGAACCUCUGCGACCGCACGGCAGCGCCACCUCCGCGGAACCCGUACUCGAUCCCCGAGCGCACGUCGGCAAUCGUGCACCACCACCCGGCGGGGUCGCUGCCGGUGGCCCGGACGGACGUGCAGGGGCAGUCGGAGCGGUGGCGCGCCGCCUUCCUCAUUUACCGUCCCAUGGACCUCAAGACGAUGGAGCACAAGGCCAGCGAGGGCAAGUACCGCCUGCUCGAGGAGUUUCGUGCCGACGCCAUGACCAUCGUGCACAACGUCGUCAUCUACCACGGGGUGCACAGCAGCCUGGCAGACAUGGCGCGGCAGAUGCUGCGGGACUGCGUCUACGACCUGACGGAGAUCCGGCAGUGCCGCGACUGCUACCGGGUCUCCAACGAGAAGAAGGACAAGCACUGGUUCUGCGAGCCCUGCCGUCCGCCCCACCAGCUUGUCUACGCCAAGCAGAAGGGCUUUCCGUACUGGCCGGCUAAGGUGAUCAAGGUGGAGGGCGACCAGUACGACGUGCGCUUCUUCGGCGGGCAGCACCAGCGCGCGCACAUCGAGAAGGUCCACAUCCGGCCCAUCUCCGUCAACAUACACACCUUGCAGGUGACAUCCCCAAACACUCUCGCUAUGGUGAAGCGCACGUCGUCGUGGAACAAGGCGUGCGAGGAGCUGCGCCGCCACCAGGAGCUGCUGAAGAAGCUGGAGAGCAAGGGGCGGCAGGCGUCGUCGAGCGAGGACGAGGACGACGACGAAGACGAGGAGGAGGAGUCGAGCGAGGAGGACGAUGAUUCCGAGACAAAAUCCCCACCACCGAAGAAACGCGGUCGGGGCCGCCCCCCGAAGAACCCCGCGACGGUAGCGGCGGCCGAGGCGAAGAAACUGCAGCGGGCACCUAGGAAGGUGGGGCGGCCAAGGAAGGUGGUGAAGGAGGAGGAAGUGAAAGAGGAGAGUGACGACGACGAAGACGAGGAAGAGGAGGAGCAGGAGGAGGAGGAAGACGAUGACGAUGAAGACGAGGACGAAUCGGAAGAGGAGGUGGUGGUGCCCGCCAAGCGACAGUCUGCUCCGGCAGCUGGCACCCGCAGGAAGACGACCACGGCACUCGCUGCUGCAGCAGAUAAGGCAGACAAGCGCGUGUCGGCUCCCGCGCGUGUCCCCGUGGCGGUGUCCGAAGACGAGGAGCACGCGCCACGCACGCCGGGCUCUGCCACGCCUCCCGCCGAGGCCGAACCGCCGCCGGCCGCGGCCGCCGCCACCGCUGCCGUCCCCGCGUCGGCCGCGGCCGCGCUCUCAGAGGGCGGCGACAGCUCCAUAUCGUCCACCAGCAAGGUCAAGGCGGAGGUCAAGGUGCGCGAGGAGGAGGAGAUGGUGUCCUCGUCGUGCCAGGAGCCGCUGAGCACCGAGACGGUGGGCGUGCAGACGCCGCCGCGGCUGGUGCGCGACAUGCAGCAGCGCAUGCUCAAGGAGCUUGAGAAGACGCACGCAGACGCCCUCGCCAGGGUGAGGGCGGAGCUGGAGCUGGAGCGCCAGCGCGCCGUGCGGCAGCUGGAGGAGAAGCACGCCGAGGAGCUGCGCGCUCUGGAGGCGCGCCACAAGCAGCAGGUGUCGGAGGUGAAGCGCAAGCAGUGGUGCUACAAUUGCGAGAGCGAGGCCAUCUACCACUGCUGCUGGAACACGGCGUACUGCAGCAUCGACUGUCAGCAGCUGCACUGGCAGAAGGAGCACAAGCGCUUCUGCCGCCGCAAGCGCUAGACCGCUGCCCAGGUGCACGGCGGGCCUGACGCGUCGCCACAGACACUGCUGCAGCUGCUCCGUGUAGUGUGCUCCGGCUGCGGCCGGGCUAGCGGCGCGCUGGGGAAGGACUUGCGACCAGUGUGUGCCGACACUGUGCUCGUACAGAGUGUCGAGAAGGGAGUCCGUUUCGGCAGGCGACGUGGCGGUGCGCCACGCUCGGGAGCAGUUAGUGUUACGUAAAUUUUUAUUACAAUAUUUCCUCGUAACAGGGUGCACAGACUCUGUAGAUUGUCAGAGUGACAAAUUCUGCCGCAUCGGCUGCCGGCGGGUGGGUUGAAGUUUCGGUUUAUUUUGUUUUUGUUACUCUACAUUUCGGUUAGUAGAGGGUCGGCCAUACGUCACUGUCGAUAUAGAACUACAGUGAAAGAGCGUGUAUUUUAAUCAUUCUGUGACUUAGGAAUUGGUCAGACUUGAGUCCAAGUUUCUCAGUUUUGGUUAGUUAUUUUUAUUAUUUGUGUACAGGUCCUGUUGGACCACAGAGUGCAGGUUUCUUUUCCCGUGUUGUCCAGCAUUUCACCUUUUGGCUGAACAGUUUUGUGGUUACUUCUUCCAUUGCUUCUGUCUGGGCUCUACCGAGGUCCUCUUCAGAUUGUCAGAGCUGCAGUAUAUUCUUUAAUCCACCUGUACAAGCGAUAUUCUACGUGGACCUUUGAAAAUGUUUCUCGAAGACAGAAGGGAGGGUGCCCGUAUCUCGGCAGCUGGUUUGGCGGAACGUUACCGAUCUGAUAGUUAUUACAGCUCGUCUGAGACCGAACGACACUGUAACCGCAAUUUCUUGCUAGUUUCACAUAUUUUGUAAACCGUUGUGCAGAUUUCUUCUCGCGAAGUGGGUACGUCUUGUAAGUUAUAAGUACUGCUAACAGGACGUUUUUCAAUUCCACCGAGUGAUUGUGUGGAGCCCAGGUGUGUCGUUAUACAGACCGUUAGUCACAGCUGUACAGAAAAAAUUGAAAUUGUGAAAUUGAAUAUGCUUCUUUUCUGGCCAAGGAUGGUGUGGAAAAUAGUAGCAGAUUGUUUACAAAUGACUCAGUUGUACGGGUACCAAACGAGAGAAACAGGAUUUUCCUAGAGUUUUGCGGUGAGCUCGCCCUUCGCUCAUUUCUGCUUUCUGUCUCCACUGUAUAAGUUACGUCUGUAGUAAUGUAAAUAACACGGUCCCGUUUGACACAGUAGGAAAUUUAAACUGCUGUCAAUUAAUUACCUUUAUUUGUGCAGAUUUAGUAAAAUGGCACUUGUUACGUUCUGUGACGUACUGCUCUGAGUGAACUGAUGUUGUGGUAUGUCUGUUGUUGUUAUGUUGAAAAUGCAUUCUGCACACCACCUCUUUGUACAUUUUGUCUGUGUGAGUUGGAAAGAUAGGAAGAGGACACUUCGGCUCCUUUGUCUGUUCACCCGUCAUUCACUAUUCUCCUUAUAAAACUGAGACCUUUUUUUCCUUCCACACGAUAGCCGACCAGCUCUACGAGCCUGCGACGUGACCCAAAGUUUCCGUACUGCAACUUUUUUUUUGUGUCUAGAACUUGCAACAGUCUUGUCACAGUACACGUGUAGGGCAUUCCUUACAUUUAUAAAUCUAGUUUCCUUGUAGCAACUCAUCCUUCACUGUUUACCUAUGUGAGCCAGUUGUGACUGUGUCUUGAAUUUAAAACUGUGAGUGACAGUUAUACAUGGUCAACAUGUAGCCACUGACAUUUAAAGUGAAGUGUUGUUGUAUUACAGGAAGAUAUUUUGUUUGGACAGUGGGCAAGCCCAGGUGUUUAUAACAAUAAUUAUUGUAUUUCAAAAAGAAACUAUAAAGUCAAUAAGCAGCGUAAUUUUUUUAUAUUAGUCAGGUGUUUUUUUUCCCCCCAAAGAACACGCACCUGUGUGUAUCGAUUUGUGCUCUCUCGUAUAAGACACUCUCCACCGCACAUCCGGGACGAGUCUGUCCCCCAGAGCAGAGGUCGGUGCAUCCCGGCAAGGUGCCGUUUCGGAGGGAUGCCUCGGAGGUGCGGGGGUCCAAUUGAAUCUGUGUAGAUAUUUAUGUAAGUGCGAACUCGUGAAUGUGUAUAUUUAUAUUUUUUGAAGCGAUGUUUGAAAGGAAGAAAGGAGAAGAAUUAGUGUUUGCUUAAGAGCAACAAUUGUUGUUGCCCCGAGAAUGUGACAAUUAUGUGAUGGACAGUGUCACUGUUAUUUUUGAAGUUCUAUUUUGCUUGGCCAGACAGUGAGAUUUGUGGGUGUUGUCUCCAUUAGGUCAGAUGAUGUCGGUGCUGUUAUGCCAUGUGGGGCAGUUGUCCGAAAUGGGUGGUACCAGAUUGUGUUGUGUAGCUAUAAUCAUCACUUCAUAUUAUUAUUAUUAUUAUUAUUAUUAUUAUGGUGAUGAUGAUGAUAAAUAUAGUAGUCCUGUCAAAAAGUUUCCCUAACGAGGUUUUUCCUCCAUUUUCAGUUUGUGUACUGCCUCAUCAUUAACAUUCAUCUUUCCAUUCUUAAAUAAACAACAUGACUGUUCGUACGUGGCACGAAUUUUAUGAUGUAAUGUUAACUGCAUUGAAAUCCUUUGCUACUAAGAGCAGUAUUACAUAGCAGAUUUCACAUUCGGCAGUAUUUUAAAUUGCAGCGGUCAUUUUGAAAGGCUACUGUUAGCGAAUAAUAAGCGACUUGCCUUUCUCACUGUUGCAGCAUAACACACUUCACCAAAACAGAGGUUAUUUUCUGGAUAUUCCUUGUUAGUAGAACAUCACAGGCAGGAGAGGUAGCAGUGAACGGGUUGUGAGGUUAUGGGUUAUUAGUAAAAGUUGUAUGAAAACUAUGAAGAGGAGACAAAUGGUAAUUGAAAUGCAAACUUGUUUCUGCCGUAUAUACUCAUCUACUUCGCUUCCAUUCUGUUGUAAACUGCUUUUUAAAUGUGGUCCUGUGGUGUUUUUUCAAAGCAUGUGUCAUUGUUAUUAUUAUUAUUAUUAUUAUUAUUAUUAUUAUUACUUCUUAAUCUCUUUAAUGAUGAUGAUCUGGAACCAUGUAACUACUUUCUUUGUCGUUUCCUAUUUCCCCAGUACUCCUUCAUCUUCUGUAUCUUGACUUCUUAAUACAGUCUUUUGCCCAUAUUGUUCUUUUUUCUCAUAUCUUCUGCCUUGAAAGCCUUCUAAAUUUACUAUGUUAAUCUUAAAAAAAGUUUCCCACUGUUAUUUGCGAACUGUGAUGUUUUUUGUUGUUCUUCUCUCCUUUCUGUAAUUAUGCUAUUGUUGUUCCUUUUUCCAUAAAUACAUCAAUAUUUUGUUUCAUUAGCCAGUUCUCGUUUAUAUGGUAGAAGUGUCCAAAAAAGUUAAUUUUUGCUUUGCCAUUACUUCUCAUUUUCCAGCCAUUUGUAAUUUAAAUUGCACUCAUUACUUUUCUAAUUAUCAGUCUUUCAAGUACCUCUCUUCUUUCCUUCCUAUAGUUCAUCAUUAUCAUUCGUGUGUAUAUGUUAUUUCCAUUUUAUGAGGUUGUAGCAUCUAUUGCAAAUUUUUCUAGCCCAUUCUGCUGUAGUUUCUCCAAGAUAUUUAAAUUAAAUAUUUCUCUUUAUUUUACCUGUCUGUUUUUCUGUGUACUUUGGUGCAUUUGUUGUAAUUGUCAUGAAUUUGGCUUAUUCUGUUGAAAUUUUGGAAUGACUCUUAUUAGCUAUUUUUUCCCAGAAGAUUUAUUUGAGAAACUGUUUCUGUCAGAUUUUCUGAAAGUAUUGCAAAAUUGUCUGUAAAAAGAUUAAUUCUCUUGGUUCCAUUUCUUUUUUUUCUCAGAAUUAUUGAUCCAGUUUUGUCCUUUCUCUCUCUCUCUCUCUCUCUCUCUCUCUCUCUCUCUCUCUCUCUCUCUC
Schistocerca gregaria is the source of this 8366-nucleotide messenger RNA. Its product is annotated as zinc finger MYND domain-containing protein 11-like. Bases 2207 to 4501 code for a protein of 764 amino acids. The record is from RefSeq and is a predicted model, not a curated record. Gene Ontology annotation, molecular function: protein binding; DNA binding; transcription corepressor activity. Lineage: Eukaryota; Metazoa; Arthropoda; Insecta; Orthoptera; Acrididae. The transcript has 15 exons. Gene Ontology annotation, biological process: regulation of transcription elongation by RNA polymerase II.